AUGCCAGUCCUCCACCAAUGGGACUAUCUCUUCGCCUUUGGUUGCAUCUUUGCCGCUCUAGACGCUUACAACAUUGGCGCGAACGACGUUGCCAACUCGUUCGCAACCUCCAUCUCCUCCCGCUCCCUGACCCUUCGUCAAGCCACAUGCCUCGCCGCCAUCUGUGAGUUCCUCGGCGCUGUGCUCGCAGGCGCCCAAGUCGCGGGUACGAUCAAAAAUGGUAUCAUCUCCAUGUCUGCAUUCAAGAAUAAUGCCGGAAUGGAGCUUUUGGGAUUCGUCUGUGCGCUCGUGGCGAGUGCUACCUGGCUCAUGAUCGCUACCCGCAAAUCAUGGCCAGUCUCCACAACCUACUCGAUCGUCUCCGCCCUAGCCGGUGUCGGAGUAGCCCUCGACGGACCCGGUGUCGUCCAGUGGGGCUGGAACGGCGGUAAAGGUCUCGCCACCAUCUUUGCGGGGUUCGUCAUCGCCCCCGCUAUCUCUGCCGGGUUCGGUGCGACGGUGUAUCUGUUGACAAAGUAUGCGGUUUUGAAGCGGAAAGAUCCUGUGCGGGCGGGGUUGAGGGCGGCGCCGGUCUACUUUUUCGGGGUGGCUGCUAUAUUGACCAUGUCCAUUGUGUAUAAGGGCGCUCCCCAGCUCAAACUCAACAAGUUGCCUCAAACGACCAUUGCCCUUGCCAUCGUGCUCACCGGUCUCGUCAUCGCCGCACUCGCCAUCCUCUUCUGGAUGCCAUUCGUCCACGCCAAGGUCAUCAAGAAAGACUACACUUUAAGGUGGUACCACUUUUUCUACGGCCCGGCGCUUUGGUGGCGAGCUGCGCCGCCUGCCCCUCCUUCGGGACAAGAGAUGGCACAUGUGCCCGACUAUCGAGUGUAUGACCGAGACGACGAACUCCCCGCCGAGGGCACCAACGCUACCACCUCUCCCGAGGCUGCUCGCCCCACUUCCGUUACCCUUUCCGACAAUGAUCACACUUCUUCGCCUAAUGGCGAAAAGUCCAUCUCUCAAGAUAAGGAGCGCGAUCUUGAGGCGAAUGCAGCGCCGCUUGCAAGCGGGAAGAAGGUGUAUGGGAGUAAGCUUGAGGAGUUGGAGGCGGAUGAGCACAAGUUGGAGGGCAACUUGUUGUCGCCCAAGAAUCUUUGGAUCUUGUUUAGGUACAGGCUGCCUCGAGCUCUUUUGCACGGCACUUCUGUCGACAUCCACGCGAUGCAAUCCCACAAAGGCCAAGGCAAACACUCCGACCGCAUGAUGGCCAUGUACGCUCACGCCGCGCAAUACGACAACGAAACCGAACACCUCUUCUCCUUUAUGCAAGUCAUGACCGCCUGCACCAACUCGUUUGCGCACGGCUCGAACGACCUCGCCAACGCGGUCGGGCCGUUCGCGGCUAUCUACUAUGUUUGGUCGGAGGGGGUGGUGACGCCGAAAGAGACAGAUACGCCGACUUGGAUCUUUGUGGCGGGUGGGUUGAUGUUGGUGUUGGGGUUGGCGACUUAUGGUUAUAAUAUCAUGGCUGUGCUCGGUAACCGUCUCACCAUGCACUCGCCGUCGCGAGGCUUCUCCAUGGAACUAGGCUCUUCCAUCACCGUCCUCCUCGCUUCCCAAUACGGUAUCCCGGUAUCCACCACCAUGUGCAUCACAGGCGCCACCGCGGGCGUCGGUAUCGUCUCGGGCGGCGUCAAGUCGCUCAACUGGCGUGCUUUCGGGUGGAUCUUUUUGGGGUGGGUGCUGACUGUACCUAUUGCUGGUACGGCGGCAGGGUGUUUGUGUGGGAUUAUCAUGAAUGCGCCGAGGUUCUAG
Molecule: messenger RNA, 1797 nt
Organism: Cryptococcus amylolentus CBS 6039
Lineage: Eukaryota; Fungi; Basidiomycota; Tremellomycetes; Tremellales; Cryptococcaceae
Exons: 8
Coding region: 1-1797 (598 amino acids)
Biological process (GO): phosphate ion transmembrane transport
Cellular component (GO): membrane
Source: RefSeq, a predicted model, not a curated record